UAUAGAUGGUCUCUGUUAUAUUUUAAUAGAUGGUCUCUGUUUGUUGAAAAUAAGUUCUUUAAAAAUUGUUACUGUUUAUAUUUUAAUUAUGUUUAAAAGUUGCUGUGCGCGACCAAAAAAGAUACCCAAAAGUAAAUCAAAACCCGAAAAGAUAGACACGAUGUCUGAAUUCGAAGUUGCCGAUGCAAACCAGAAGUUGGGAGAGGAAGUUAGUGAGUCGAAAGAUGAGGCUGUGCCAAAACCUUGUAACGAUAAAAUCGUACAAGAAAAAGUUACCCCAGAUGCUCCUGAAAAAGAUAUAUGUAUUCCUGAGAGUACAAAUGACGUAAGUGAGAUUGAAAUAUCUGAUGAAGUUGACACAAAUCCAGGCGAUGAUUCCACUGAUGAUGUUAUCAAUGAUGAUAUUUUAGCCCAAGUGUAUAAAAGGGAAUUAAUGAAAAAAAGAUAUUCGGUGGAUAUCAAGAAAAGCCGCAUGGAUUUCAAAAGGUUCUCGGUUGAUUACCGUCGAGAUACGGCUACGUUAGAGGAAUUGGCGCGCCUUGAGCAAAAAUUAGCACAGACGAAUUUUGAUAUGCGGCCUGGCGGCCGACGUAAGUCUACUGGGAUACUUAAAACGAGUGUUAGCACUGGAAGUGGGGACCACAAGUCUUUUCAAGAGCCAAGCUCUGAUGACGAUGACGUCUUUGAAAAGGGUAUACCUGAGUCUACCGAGGGGCCGACUGAGCCUCCAGCAACGCCAGUGGGACGGGACGAACUGGCUAUGCGGAGACAUCGAUUCUUCUCCGACCUGGUAUGCGCCGCGCGCGCAGCCGUCGAGCACCGCGUUCGUUUCGACCCCCUCGGGCCUGUAGUUGCUGAACCCGGCGGUGAACCCGAGGCGACAGCUGCAACCUACAGCCCCGCAGCAGACCUCGAGGCUUUGAUCGAGCGGCUGGAGCGAGUGACCUCGCGCCUGGAACGCCUGCCGCAGCUGCUGCCGCGCUCGCCGCCCGCCACCCCCGCGACCCCGGCGUCGCCCGCCCCCUCCCCCGCCCAGCAGGACGAGCCUGACCUCAUCCUUACUGACAAUAUGAGUAUCAGCGGGUUCCAGGACAUAAUACAGGGUCCGCUCCGGACGUAUUUGGAGCUGUCCAAAAAGAUCGGCGGAGAUGUCGCCACUCACGCCGACCUCGUCGGAAAUGCUUUCCAGGCUCAAAUGCGCUACAUUCAGCUAGCGGGCUCCCGCAGCAAACCAUCGCAGAGCGAAGAGAUGCAACUGCUGGCUCCUACCAGCGAACAGAUUUCUGCCAUCCAAGCAUACCGUGAGAAGAACCGCGCCUCGAAGCUGUUCAACCACCUCUCGGCCAUCUCCGAGAGCAUUCCCGCUCUGGGUUGGGUGGCGAUCGUGCCCACGCCGGCGCCCUACGUGAAGGAGAUGAACGACGCCGGGCAGUUCUACACGAACCGCGUGCUCAAAGAGUGGAAGGACAAGGAUCAGAAGCACGUGGAGUGGUGCCGCGCCUGGGUGCAGCUGCUCUCCGAGCUGCAGGCCUACGUCAAACAGUACCACACCACGGGACUUGUUUGGUCGGGCAAGGGUGCGGGCGCGCCGCCACCGCCGCCCGGAGGCAUGCCGCCGCCGCCGCCCGUACUGCCCGCGGCCGACUUCUCCAACCUGUCCGUGGACGACCGCAGCGCGCUCUUCGCCGAGAUCAACCAGGGCGAGCACAUCACUAGCAGCCUCCGCAAGGUGACAUCGGACAUGCAGACGCACAAGAACCCCUCGCUGCGGCAGGGCCCGGCGCCGUUCAAGGCGGCGUCGCAGGCGCCCAGCAAGGCGCUGCCCACGCCCGGCGCCGGCGCCAUAGACAAGCCGCCCGUCUUCGCGCGCGACGGCAAGAAGUGGCUCAUUGAAUACCAGAAGGGCAACUCCAACCUGGUAGUGGAGAACGCGGAGAUGAACAACGUGGUGUACAUGUUCCGGUGCCGCGACUCGGCGCUCACGGUGCGCGGCAAAGUGAACGGCGUGGUGCUCGACUCGUGCACCAAGUGCGCCGUCGUGUUCGACAACCUCGUGUCCAGCGUCGAGUUCGUCAACUGCCAGUCUGUGCAGAUGCAGGUCAGUCAACACUCUCAAGGUGAACGGCGUCGUGCUCUACUCGUGCACCAAGUGCGCCGUCGUGUUCGACAACCUCGUGUCCAGCGUCGAGUUCGUCAACUGCCAGUCUGUGCAGAUGCAGGUACUGGGCAAGGUGCCGACCAUCUCCGUGGACAAGACGGACGGGUGCCAGAUCUACCUCUCCAAGGACGCGCUCGACGUCGAGAUCGUCAGCUCCAAGUCCUCCGAGAUGAACGUGCUAGUGCCCAAGGGCAACGGCGACUACACGGAGUGGCCCGUGCCGGAGCAGUUCAAGACGGUGGUGACCAAGAGCGGCGGGCUGUCCACCACGCCCGUCGAGAGCAAGGGCUAAGCGCCCGCCGCGGCCCGGGAACAUUCCCACCAGACUCCGCAACCGGUCUAGUAGGGCCUUGCUCUCCGGUUGACCCCAUUUGAUUCUCUUUACCUUACAAUAUGACGCUGUAAGCAGUGUAAAGCAUCAACUAGAGACCGAGGCUUACAAGUCGUGGCAUAUGACCGUUACUGUUAACGGUGAUGAUUAUUUCAAAUGUUUAUUAUUUUUUGACGUCUUGUUUUUGAGUAAUUACAGUUUUUCGUAGUGUUUUUUUAUUACUUUAGUUUUUUAUUUAUUUCAAUUAAUAAAUCCUAUGAUUAGUAUUAUUCAAUUUAUACAAAUUUGCAUUUUAAUUAAUUCGGUUUAGUGUCACCCCUGACGUACAAGUGCCAUGGCUUGAACUACUCGUUUGCGGGGUUUGAUUACCAUACACGAUUAGUGCGCUCAAAGCCGGGUCUACCAACCACCCGUUCAUUUUGUUUAUUAACAUAAUUACUUUGCACGGUCUAGUUGUAACUUCUAACACACUAGAGUUCGUAUCGUAAUUGUAUCCAAAGCACAAAAUGUUCUCGGGCACUAGAUUAUUUACGUGUCCAAUCUGAUUUUGCCAAUGUGAAUUCGUUCUCCCCUCAUUUCCUAGUAUUUAAAUGUAUAUCUUACGUGACGUAGCAAUCAUUGUAACUCAAGUAUUUACUGGCCUUUUGAGAUGUAUCAGAAUGAUGUUCCUUGCUAUAUAUUUUUUAAUAAUGAAUCAGUCAUGUGUAAGGCGAGGGAGUACCGCUUGGUACGGGAUUUAGUUAAGUUAGGUAAGGCGUGUGACUGUAUCGAGUUUGGAGUUAGGAAUGCUUUUAUUGGUCUCGACUUUUGCUGUCACUAGCAGUGAUUCUAUAACCCCGACUUGUCUCGCAAAAUGCUAAUUUACUUAUCAACGUUUGAGUAAUCGAGUUCUCUCGAGCGGUUUACUGAGAUUUUCUAAUUUGAGACGAUUAUAAUUUAUUGGUAUUAUAAUUUUUAAUUUCUUUCGAGUAAGUAUUAUAUAAAUGUAGGCAAUAAUGAAUCAGUAUAAUUCUAUUCCGUUUUAUUAUGAAUGUGACAUUGCUAUUAAGAAUACUAUUGAUAAUGCCAUCAUUUUGAACAUAUGAAUAAUGAUAAUUUGUAAUACAAACGUUUGCAUUUUGUUAAUUUAUUUGUCGAGAGAUUAAACUAAGUUUUAAGGAAA
Molecule: messenger RNA, 3651 nt
Organism: Cydia splendana
Lineage: Eukaryota; Metazoa; Arthropoda; Insecta; Lepidoptera; Tortricidae
Gene: capt
Product: adenylyl cyclase-associated protein 1
Exons: 9
Coding region: 89-2533 (814 amino acids)
Biological process (GO): actin filament organization; cell morphogenesis; cytoskeleton organization
Cellular component (GO): cytoplasm
Molecular function (GO): adenylate cyclase binding; actin binding
Source: RefSeq, a predicted model, not a curated record